Thalassophryne amazonica is the source of this 2688-nucleotide messenger RNA. RefSeq names its product transmembrane and coiled-coil domain protein 3-like. The transcript has 5 exons. The coding region runs from base 214 to 1830 and encodes 538 amino acids. The record is from RefSeq and is a predicted model, not a curated record. Gene Ontology annotation, cellular component: endomembrane system. Lineage: Eukaryota; Metazoa; Chordata; Actinopteri; Batrachoidiformes; Batrachoididae.
UUUAUUCCAGGUGAGCGCUCUGAUGAGUGCCUUUGUAGUUACCGUUGAUCUGAUAGUGUCUUGAAAUAGUUAACAGCUCCUGCCGGCAGAGCGAAAGGGGCGGGGUUUGUGUUCUCGCACAGUUUUUGUGUUUUUGAACAAGAGCAGCGAGUCAGACACAGAAACGACGUUAAAGAUGGAGACGAGGUUAAACACUCGAGUUUUAAGUAAACCAUGAAAGUCAUCACGGGAUUAUGCCCAGCGUUAAUGUUUCUGUGCGAAGUUUGUGCAACAAAGACGUCAGCGGCCGGAUGUGAUCGCCGUGUGCCAUGUGACCAGGCCUUUAGACACUUGUCUGGUAAUCAAGGACUCUGUCCGAAGGCUCUACGACACCACCUGCUGGAUGCAGCACACGCCAUCACGUGUGGGUCAGCAAAGAUGGACCGGAGUGCUGAAGGGAAUUUGAGCAUUUCAGGAUCAAUGCGGCGGGGUUCUUCAGAGAACAAUCUGGACCUGGACCUGAUUGAUGGAGGUCUAAGUCCUGGUCUAGGCUUGGAGCUUCAGCGUAGCCGGUCUUGUCUGGACAGCAUCCAGCAGAAGAUACUGAAAGUAACCGAGCAGCUAAAGAUAGAGCAGACAGCGCGGGAUGAGAAUGUAGCAGAGUAUUUGAAGUUGAUGACCAGUGCUGACAAGCAGCAGGUGGGGCGCAUCAAGCACGUCUUUGAGAAGAAAAACCAGAAGUCAGCACACAACAUUGCACAGAUGCAAAAGAAGUUGGAGCAGUACCAUCGUAAGAUGAAAGACAUUGAACUCCUCCAAAGUCCAAUGUCUCACCCAUCCAGUGUCAAACGCAAUACCAUACCCAGAGAAUCACCCAAGGGUCUGCUGAGAGAUAUAAGUGGUAGUGGUCGACACCCUACUCUGGACAAGAUCAAGACCAUUGGACCAGGAGUUUCACUUUCCCCUCCUUUCUUCUUCAGCAAGCCCAGAGAGUUUGCCAACCUUAUCAGAAAUAAAUUUGGCAGUGCUGACAAUAUUGACCACCUUAAGACCACCUUUGACACUCCCCCUCCUUUGCCCACUGACAGUUCAGUGAAGGGACUAAGUAGCAGUGUGACUGUGGUGGGCAAAGCCAAGUAUCCCAGUGAUGAUGAGUGCUCCUCUGGAAGUGCAUCCAUUUCAGUUGAGAGCAAUGGGAAUCCUUUUGUGGGGCAGUCACAAGCCCAAAACCUUGGCCAAGAGCAGCAGGCAACAGGGGAUGCCCAAAGUAGACUGGCUCUGAGCCUGGAAGAGGUGAGAGAGAUUAAAGAUGCCCAGAUCCAACUGGCGGAGGAUGUGGAGGAGCUAAAGGAGCAGUUCAAGAGGGAGUAUGGCAUUAUCAGUCAAACACUACAGGAGGAGAGAUACAGGUAUGAGCGUUUGGAAGACCAGCUGAAUGACCUGACAGAGCUUCACCAACAUGAGACGACAAAUCUGAAACAGGAAUUAGCCAGUAUCGAGGAGAGGGUGGCCUACCAGGCUCAUGAAAGGGCCAGAGACAUACAGGAAGCCCUGGAAUCAUGUCAAACACGAGUGUCCAAGCUGGAGCUCCAGCAGCAGCAGCAGCAGCAGACUGUCCAGCUUGAGAGCCAAGAUGCCAGAGUCUUGCUGGGGAAGAGCAUCAACAUCAUGCUGGCCAUCAUCACUGUCAUCCUGGUGUGCGUCUCCACUGUGGCCAAGUUUGUUGCUCCACUGAUGAGGAGCCGGCAUCACGUGGUGGCGACCUUACUGGGAGUUUGUUUUCUCACGAUAUUCUGGAAGAACUGGGAAAGGUUGCAGUUUGUUGUGGACAGGGUGCUUAUGCCUGCCUGAAAAUGAGAAGCUGAUGUAGACAAACUGCAUUAACAGCUGGUCGAAUACUAUACAAAUAGUGAAUGUUUAUGAAUGUGGAGUGCAAUUGUAAGAAUAUUUCAUGAGGUGAAAGAUGGAACAUUCCAUUUUUCAAUGAAUAAAAUAUUCUUUCCAUUGAACGAAUGAAAUAACAUCCAUUAUUUGUUUUAUAUAAUGGCUAAAAUAGAUUUUUGUCAUUUGACAUUUUAUUAAUUUAUAAACAAGAGAAAGGGACUCACAUUUUGAUGUCAAGAACUUCCAAAUAAUCCAACAAAAAUUUUAAAUAGGAGUCCAGUCCAAUCCAAAAUUGUUCUAGGUGAACUUGCAAAAACAGUUCAAAAACAAUUUUGACGAUGUAGUCCAUAGCUGAUGCCGUGCAUCGUGUACAGACUGCCAUCUGCUUUUCUCAGUCCAGCAAAAAACACAACAGAAAUGUGUCGGGCUCUUCAUCCGACAGCGGUUCCACUUCACCAAGAGACAGCCCAGCGAAUAAUAUGCAAAUGCCUCCAGAUAGCUUACAGGGUACUGGAUGUUUUUUUUGUGUUACAAGAAUUAGCAGCUCCUGCCAUGUUUGCUUUUAAGCUAAGCGUCGUUGCUGCUAGUGUGAGAGUGCACUGAAGUCACAGUGUGCAAUAACACGAAUCGUAUAGAACCAAAAUUGCACGCUAAAUAACACAGUUGCAUGGUAAGUGGAACACAAUGGCAAAUGGUAUGAAUAAUGCAUGUCACAUGACACAAACCAAUCAAAUGACAAGGAUCUAUUCAGGCAUUAUAUAGUACUGCUUAAGAGGAUUGGUUCUACAAUCUUCUAACGACACAUUGCCAGACGUUCACAGAGGG